This is a messenger RNA of Drosophila teissieri, 1905 nucleotides long. Its product is annotated as zinc finger protein 2 homolog. Gene Ontology annotation, molecular function: zinc ion binding; RNA polymerase II cis-regulatory region sequence-specific DNA binding; DNA-binding transcription factor activity. The transcript has 2 exons. Gene Ontology annotation, cellular component: nucleus. Gene Ontology annotation, biological process: regulation of transcription by RNA polymerase II. The record is from RefSeq and is a predicted model, not a curated record. Lineage: Eukaryota; Metazoa; Arthropoda; Insecta; Diptera; Drosophilidae. The coding region runs from base 132 to 1748 and encodes 538 amino acids.
AAGUCAAUUUUAGACAUAACGGUGACUGUGACCCGGAACAGGUGUGAUUUGGCGGGCAUCUCUGAAAAUCAGCUGAUGUCAACAAACAAAGUUUCUUUUGCAAUUCCGCGUUUAUGAUAUGAUGCCAAAUCAUGGACACAGCGGAGAUUCACGUAAAUAUAAACAACCAGACUUGCCGCGUCUGCCUGGAGACCCACGAGACCAACCUGUACCUCCACGAUAAGAUCGAAUACAACGAUCUUAAGUUGGAGCUCUGGCAGUUGCUGGAAGCCGUUUCCAAAUUGAAGUGGACGUGGGCAGACCCAAAUCUACCGAUGCAUUUGUGCCAAAAUUGCGCCCGCCGGAUGAUCAGCGCCUACGAGUUUAUCGUCGAAGUGGAGAACGCCCAUGAAACUUUACAGAAUCUCUUCGAGCAACAGGAGGUUGCUGCCAAGCCCGAUGAAGUUCAUGUGGAUGUAGUGGAGCUUAUAGACCAGGAGGAUGUGGUUAAUAUGGAACAAUACCUGCCCAAAUCUUUCGCAGAGCAGCCCGUGGAAUUGGAGGAGAAGUAUGGAGACCAAGACUGUCCUGCAUUUAAUUCAGAUGUGGGAGAAGAGCCACUAUAUGCGAACGAGGAUAAUGAUGAUGAGCCUGAGGACCCUACGCAAUUAAACCCUCUGCUAGACGAACCAGAAAACAGAGAAUUGACGCGACCUUCCCAACUGGGUAGUCGUUUGAACCAUUCGGCAAACUUCAUCUACAAAUGCGCCGUCUGUCCGCGUGUCUUUGCCAAAAGUGAAUCCCUGACCCGGCAUUUUGCCCAUGCCCACAGACUGACGGCGGACGUGGCCGCUAUGAAGCUGGCCACCGAGAGCUGCGGCACCGGUCUGCUGACCUGUGAGCACUGUCCGCGGACAUUCAAGCGUCAGGACACCCUCCGGCGACACAUGCAGGCAUUCCAUCCCGACGCAGUCCCAUUGGAGACCGAAGAAACGACGGAAAACUCCGCCCGGAAACGCAUAACUAAGCGGCGAGACUGUCCGCACUGCGGCCUGAGCUUUCCCGUAUCUAGCCUUACCAUCCACAUUCGGCGACAUACGGGCGACAACCCGUACAAGUGCGAUCAGUGCGAGAAGGCCUUUCCGCGCAGCCAAGAUCUCAGCCUUCACAUGCGCCAGCACACCGGAGAGCGUCCCAGUGAGUGCAAGAUCUGCUCCAAGAAGUUCAUUUCGCAAAACAAGCUGGCCCGGCACAUGCGGUUGCACACGGGUCAAAGGCCGUACUCCUGCGACCUGUGCAGCAAGAGCUUUGUGCAAUCCAACGACCUAAAGAUUCACAUGCGGCGACACACGGGCGAGCGGCCGUAUCAGUGUGGAGUGUGCGGAGAGAGCUUCGUCUGCGGCUCGCACCUGAAUAUCCACCGAAACCGAAAGGGACAUCUGGAUGCAGUGAUUCCGGGCAAUGAAGUCGAGGCAAACAUUGCUGCUGAUCCCUAUGUAAAUGCUAGGGUCAACAAGCGUCGUUCGGAGGAUAUUGAGCGUAUGCGCCUAAAACGCAUUCCCGAGGACCAACUGCAGCAGCAGCUGGAAAUGCUCCCCAACCCAGAUGUCUCUGCUAUGGCCUACAAAUGCGGUGUCUGCGAACAGAAAUUCAAGAGCGGAGCUCUCCUGACCGUCCAUCGCAAUAAAAUGAGCCAUUAUGAGAUCGAAAGGGUCUACGAAGAUCCCUUCGGAAAAAAUCAGAAAAUGCUCAAAGCUGAAUAUAAUUAAAUCCAAGUAUUUCAAGAAAAGGUCUAUCGCUUACAUUUCUAUUACAUAUUUUGUAUUUUUAUUUAAAGAAAGUUUUAAGUGAAUCCACAAAUUAUUAUACAUGGUUCAAACAGCGAGCCCUUUGUGCACCAAUAUAACAUUAGAUACUUUUUGUAUC